Molecule: messenger RNA, 198 nt
Organism: Brenthis ino (lesser marbled fritillary)
Lineage: Eukaryota; Metazoa; Arthropoda; Insecta; Lepidoptera; Nymphalidae
Source: the annotation of a GenBank genome assembly
AUGUGUCAAAUCAGAGUCGAUUCAGUGGAGGCGAUAAUGGAGCACCAGGGAAAGCCAUUUUCCAAUACCACGGUCAAUGGGAAGUCCUGGAGUAUUAUUUUUGGCGCGAGCGCGUUCGGGACGCCGCGCCGGGACGGCCAGUGCGGGAUGCGACCUGUUGAAGUGAGGUUGCGACGUCACUGCUCCUGGGAUAAGCGU